GAGCUCAGAGGUUCUGGCGCGCGCACGGAGCAGCGUCUUUAGCUUCGCUCUGCCCGCCGCCCAGCGCGCAGCUCGCCGCCUGCACACCCGAGGUUGUACCCCCUCUUUGGGGCACUGAGUUGCCAGGGACUCUGAGAAGAGCUCUUGCCGCUGUUUGCCAGGAUGCCUACAAGGAAGGCGCGUAAGUCUGGGCAGCCGAGCCCCACGCGAGCCCCGGCAGGCCCCACAGGGACUUCAGAGCUUGAGGCUGAGUGUGCCAUUCAAAUUAGGAGAAUUGGAGACAAACUGAAUUUCCGGCAGAAACUUCUGAAUCUCAUAGCCAAACUCUUCCGCUCAGGAACCUGACUGCUCCAGGAGCCUCUGGAUGAGGAGACCCCCUUAAAAUGGAAGGUGUUGAUCCCCAUCAAUUAGAGGAGAGACUGCCUUGACGUGGAGAGCAAUGUGAGGGCACUCGUUUGCUUUUGGAUGCCCUUGGAAACGAAGAUAGAAUACGUCAAAAAUGAAUUUCUGUUGGAGGUUUCCCAGAAGUCAUUCUUUGGGAUAUGAGAACAUUGUAAAACCACUUUGUUUAUUUUGAAACAAGAAUGGAGGAACUUUGAAAAUAGGGAAUUAAGUAUGUAUACAUUUUGUUUUGCUUAGGGAAUCGUUGUAGUAUUUUUGCUGAAAGUUGCUGCUCAGCCUAGCAUAAAGAGGAAUUGACAAAUGGUUAGACUUGGUGGGGUCAGCAAACGGAGGAUGUUCAGUGUUUGCUUCUACUUUUGGAUGACGACUCCAGAACAGUGUAUAUUUGGUUUAUAUAUAUAAUCUUUUUAAAAGUAAAAGUUUCCUUCUGAGAACACUGAAUGUCAUAGUGAAUGUCGAUUUUAUAGGUCACUACAAAAUAUAAAAUAACCUGGUAGUUUGUUUCUUUUGACUCAAAAUGUAUUGCUUCUGUUCAGAGGACCUUUCAUUAAAUGUGUUCCUGUGGGCCACAACUGGAAAGUGUCUACUUUGAAAAAACUCGAUAGACGUAUAGGAAUGUUACUUGGUGCCAGUAAAAUUCUUGCAGGUUGAAUAUUGACGGAUAAAGAGUAUGGGGAUUUUUGCACAACCAGGAAUAAUGAAAAAAAAAAUGAAUUCGAUUUUUUACUGUUGUAAUUAAAACUUUGCAAAACAAAUGCUCUAUAGUAACUGUUGGUAAGGAGAUGAACGUGUUUCCUACAGAAGUUUUUAAAAUCUAUAAAAUGCCCUUUCUCAUGCUAGUCAACUAGUAAGCAGCCUAUAUAAAGUGAUCUUUUAGGAGAAAUUAAGCAUGUUUCAUAAUUGGGAUUUACUUUUUUUUUUAAAAAAAGGAACAGAUUGCUCAUCCAGAAUGAAAAUCCAUUUACAUACAUGAAUAUAUAUACACAUAUAUAAUUUGCAUUAGAGUAAUAUUAAUAUGUAGAGUCUGAGAAGAGUUUCACGUAUUUCAUUUUUUUAAAAUUAUUAAGAGGCCAGGCUGUCAAAAAAGUCCCCAAAUAUAUGAAAAAGAAGUAAUAAUGUCAUGAUUAAAUUUCAGCAGGAAUAAUUUUAUUUAUUUUACCUAUUUAUAAUUAAAAUAUUUUUUGUUUAGUUUAAAAUGUCUGUUAGUGAAAAUUUCAGUUUUGGGUUAUGAGACUAGGGUUUCAUAACUACUUGAACUUUUACAGUAAGAAUGUUUUAAUAUAGGCUGUAGUCACUUUAGAUGAAAAAUUACCUCAGCAUCUGUUUUCCUUCAGUAUUACUUAAAGCUGUUAGUUUAUUUAGUUGCAAAGUUUUUGGUUUUUUUGCUCUCUCUGCCUAGAGGCAGAUACUUUGCUAUAUGGAUAUUUAUGGCCUGUAACUCUAUUUAUACAUAUAUAUUCAUUAAACCUGAUACUGUAAACUAUUA
Molecule: messenger RNA, 1888 nt
Organism: Equus quagga
Lineage: Eukaryota; Metazoa; Chordata; Mammalia; Perissodactyla; Equidae
Gene: PMAIP1
Product: phorbol-12-myristate-13-acetate-induced protein 1
Exons: 3
Coding region: 163-345 (60 amino acids)
Biological process (GO): release of cytochrome c from mitochondria; DNA damage response; apoptotic process
Cellular component (GO): mitochondrion
Source: RefSeq, a predicted model, not a curated record